Messenger RNA from Plasmopara halstedii, 1389 nucleotides. Its product is annotated as histone deacetylase. NCBI's taxonomy places the organism in Eukaryota, Oomycota, Peronosporomycetes, Peronosporales, Peronosporaceae. The transcript is spliced from 7 exons. Bases 1 to 1389 code for a protein of 462 amino acids. Gene Ontology annotation, molecular function: histone deacetylase activity. The record is from RefSeq and is a predicted model, not a curated record.
AUGGCUAGCGCUACCAAGAAGCGCGUGUCGUACUUCUAUCACCCCGAGGAAGGACAUUUCUACUAUGGUCCAGGCCAUCCCAUGAAGCCUCACCGCAUGAAGUUGGCGCACCACCUGGUCGUCAACUACGAUCUGUAUCGCAAGAUGGACAUCUUUGAGCCACACAUUGCGUCGGCUGAAGAGAUCAAAACCUUUCACGCACCUGAUUAUAUCGACUUUUUGCAGAAGAUUAGUCCUAGUAAUCAAAAAGAAUUGGCCUCUGAGCUGCAAAAAUACAACUUGGGCGAGCUGACGGAUUGUCCCGUUUUCGACGGCAUUUUUGACUUUUGCCAGAUUUACUCUGGCGGCACACUGGACGCUGUGAGCCGCUUGAACCAUGGACAGUGCGAUAUUGCGAUCAAUUGGGCAGGAGGUCUUCAUCAUGCUAAGAAGUCCGAAGGCUCAGGAUUUUGCUACGUGAACGAUAUUGUGCUAGGCAUUUUGGAGCUGCUCAAAUACCAUCCGCGCGUGCUUUACAUUGACAUUGAUGUGCAUCAUGGAGAUGGCGUGGAGGAAGCUUUUUAUGUCACAGAUCGAGUCAUGACUGUUUCUUUUCACAAAUAUGGAGACUUCUUUCCGGGAACGGGAGAUAUUAAGGAUAUCGGCGCCAAAAAUGGAAAGUAUUACGCAGUCAACUUCCCCUUGCUUAGCGGCAUGAACGACGAGAGUUACGAAAGUGUGUUUAAACCGGUUAUCCAGAAGGUAAUGGAGACGUUUUGUCCAUCUGCUGUUGUGCUGCAAUGUGGUGCGGAUUCGCUAACAGGAGAUCGCCUAGGAUGUUUCAACGUGACUACAAAAGGCCACGGAGAAUGUGUAAGAUUCGUGAAAAGUUUUGGCCUGCCAAUGCUAGUGCUCGGAGGUGGUGGGUAUACAAUUCGCAAUGUAUCACGAGCGUGGGCAUACGAAACGUCGAUUUUGCUCGACGAAGAAGUGUCCAAUAACAUUCCAUACAAUGAUUACUUCGAGUUCUACGCCCCAAAUUUUAAGCUUCACUUAGAACCUGAUCCCGAUCUUGAGAACGCCAAUUCUAGAGAAUAUUUGGACGAGUGCAAGCAAAAAAUAUUUGAAAAUCUUAGUGCGCUUACUGGAGCUCCAAGCAUUCAGAUGAAUCAAGCACCUCCAGUUUAUAUGUUGCGUGAAGAGGAUGAAGAUGCAGCAGACCCGGACUCACGUGCCGAAAAUGAUGGUAAACGACAGCAUGAAGCAGAAUUUUAUAAAGACGACAAGGACCAGCGAGGAAAUGCAGAAGUCGAAGCUGAUACCAGCGACAAUGCAAAAAACAGUUCUGUUCAGGUGGUAGAAGGAUUGGACAAUACGGCGCCGGAUGUUGUCCCGAUGGAUGUGGACUAG